Messenger RNA from Rhea pennata, 2262 nucleotides. It is a transcript of the gene RASL10B, whose product is annotated as RAS like family 10 member B. NCBI's taxonomy places the organism in Eukaryota, Metazoa, Chordata, Aves, Rheiformes, Rheidae. The record is from RefSeq and is a predicted model, not a curated record. Gene Ontology annotation, molecular function: GTP binding; GTPase activity. The transcript has 3 exons. Bases 62 to 673 code for a protein of 203 amino acids.
AGCAGCAGGGCAGCGGACGGCGGGCGCGAGCAGCUGGCCACCCCGCGCGGCGCCGGCCGGCAUGGUGACAACAUUCAAGAUUGCCGUGCUGGGAGCCCAAGGGGUGGGGAAGAGCGCCAUCGUCCGCCAGUUCCUCUACAACGAGUUCAGCGAGGUCUGCGUGCCCACCACGGCCCGCCGCGUCUACCUGCCCGCCGUGGUCAUGAAUGGCCACGUCCACGACCUGCAGAUCAUGGACUUCCCGCCCAUCACGGCGUUCCCGGUGAACACCCUGCAGGAGUGGGCGGACGCGUGUUGCAGGGGGCUCCGGAGUGUCCAUGCCUACAUCCUGGUCUAUGACAUCUGUUGCUUUGACAGCUUCGAGUACAUCAAAACGAUCCGACAGCAGAUCCUGGAAACGAGGGUCAUUGGCACGUCCGAGACCCCAAUCAUCAUCGUGGGCAACAAGCGGGACCUGCAGAGGGGCCGGGUGAUCCCUCGCUGGAAUGUCUCCAACCUGGUGAAGAAGACGUGGAAGUGUGGCUAUAUUGAGUGCUCGGCCAAAUACAACUGGCACAUCCUCCUGCUCUUCAGUGAGCUCCUGAAGAGCGUGGGCUGCGCCCGCUGCAAGCACGUCCACACCACCAUCCGCUUCCAAGGGGCCUUGCGAAGGAACCGAUGCACCAUCAUGUGAGACCUCCCGGCCCCCCCGGCCCUGCUCCAGCGCCCCUGGGCUUUGCUGCCCAUCCCACGCCAGCCUCCAUGGAGCUGAGGGGCAGCAGGAGUGGAGGACCCCUGGGGUGAAAUGCUGGGACAGUACACCUGGUACUGCAUGGAGAACGGCGAUGCUGCAAGUAGCAAGGGUGAGGAUGGACCUUGGCUAACUCUGCGGACCCUAAGGCCUCCCCCUGCCUCCUAGUGCUUGAGGCCUGUGCAGAUGUGGGUCGUAUCUUUGCCAUGCCUGAAGUGCCAUGCUUGGCACUGGUGGGGUGGAGGAGACAGCUCGGAUGGUGCCCAUAGGGUGGCUCCAGGUUGCCCCAUGGACUGGCCUUGGGCUGCCCUGGCUGCUUCUCAGGAGAUGCUCAUGGAGAGGGACAGCCCUGAAGUUGUCCUGUAGACCUCAAAUUCCUACACUGAUGUUCACCACCGUGUCCCUGCUCCUCACCAGCCUGAGCCGGUCACCUCCGCUCGCUCCCUGCUCCACGGCGGCACGGUCGUUUGGUUCCCCCGCUCGAGAAAACGCUGGGUUUCCCCACACCGGCCCCUCUUCUCCGGCCUGGGCUUCCUCCAACUCGCGCUUCAUCUUUCUGCCCCCGGCUCGGCCGCGUCGCUGCCCGUCCCCCCGCCGCCGGGCUGCUGGCCGCGCAGCUCCCCGGCCCGCUCGCCGCUGCGCCGGGCGGCCGCGGCGCGGGGCCGCUGCGACCCUCCCCGCCGCUUCGGCUUUAGCCCGCGUCCCAGGAGAAACACCCCGGGGGCCAGGGCAGGCAGGGAGCCAGCGGCCCCGCUCGCCUCCGCCGGAGCCGGCUGCAGUGGUACACGGGCUCGGGCUCGUUUCUGUCCCCUGGGCUCCUUUUCCAGCAGGAAUUUCUAGAUGAAAUUUCGAGCGCCGAGUGCCCCGGGAACGCCGCCGGCGGCCCGGCCUCGCGCCUGCGCCGCUGCAGCGGCUUUCCCGGGAAGAGCGGCCCCUUCUCUACCUCUUGCCGCGGGCUGAGCGCGCCGGUGGGCGGCCGCUCCGCUCCGCUCCGAGGGGUCCCGGCGGGAGAGGAGCCGCCGGCGCGGAGGGGAGCGGGGCCGCCGGAAGCAUCUCUGCCCCCGCCGGGUGGAGGUGCCUCUGCCGCGCCGGCACGUGCUCCGGCCCAGCCGAACGCGCCGCACCGCUGCAGCGGAGCGAACGUACGCGGAGGAACCGGCAGCGGCUUUUCCUUCCCUUUCAGCUCCCGGUGCUCGCGGCAGCGCCGGCUCCGGCAGCAGCAGCGUCGAACAGCAGCCGCCCGAAAGCUCCCAGCCCUGGAGCCGUGCUGCCGGCGGGGGGUGUGCGGUGGCUCCCCGCGCGCCGAAACACCCAAAACCCGAAGGGAGAGGAGAGUGGAGGGAGGGGGAGGCCCGGGUCCUUCUCGGGUCGGGGUCCCGCGGGGUCCGACCUCCCGUGCUUCGCUGCCGCCCGGCCCGGCGCCGCCCCACGGUCCUGCCCUCUCGCGAGCUCUGUCCCCCCCCAAGUGUCUGGUAAGGAAACUCCCCGGUAAGUGCUGAGAAUAAAGCGUUUAUGAAGUGCUCCGACGUAGA